Molecule: messenger RNA, 1122 nt
Organism: Linepithema humile (Argentine ant)
Lineage: Eukaryota; Metazoa; Arthropoda; Insecta; Hymenoptera; Formicidae
Gene: Thor
Product: eukaryotic translation initiation factor 4E binding protein thor
Biological process (GO): negative regulation of translational initiation
Cellular component (GO): cytoplasm
Molecular function (GO): eukaryotic initiation factor 4E binding
Source: RefSeq, a predicted model, not a curated record
CGUUCCGCGGUCGCUCUGCGUGAAACGAUUCAACGCUCUCUUCAUCCGUCUUCUAGGUUAUGUUGCGUUGAGUCCGCGACAGUAACAAGGUAUUUUAUCGCGUUCGUAUCAAAUACUCGUUUUGGGAUUACGUGUUAGUCGGUCGAAUGUACGACUUGGCAUAUAAGAAGCCACACGAUCUCGACAGAGUCACGGUUGUCUUCCAUUGAAAGACAGUUCCUAUUACGCACAGCGGGUGCCGUUUGUAGCUAAUAACGCGCUGCGGGUCUUUGUUUUCGGAGAGCGCGAUUAGAACGCGAGGGAAGUUUACUUCUUUUCCGGGGAAAAGCUCACGAAGAAAAGAGAGAUCAACAAUGUCUGCAUCCCCUAUCGCCAGACAGGCUACUCAGAGCCAGAGCAUACCAUCCAAGAGGAUCGUCAUCCACGAUCCUAACCAGCUACCGGCCGAUUACUCGUCCACUCCUGGAGGCACGCUUUAUUCCACAACACCGGGAGGUACUCGCAUCGUAUAUGAACGUGCAUUUCUGAUGAAUUUGCGAAACUCUCCGAUAUCGCGGACACCGCCGCGAAAUACGCUGACUAUACCACCGGAAUUGCUGAAAGGUAGCACUCCAGCCAUUACGAGAGACCCCACUAAAAUUACUAAUAAAGAUGCUCUGGUAAUCGAGGAAUCUGCGGAGCAGUUUGAAAUGGACAUGUGAAGCAAAUGUAAUCUGCCGUCAUUUGUGACGAUUGUAAUGUGUUCAUAGACAUAUUCGAGAGCAUUGUCGAUUUUACGGCAACUGCAAGAGUAAUAUGGCUAACACGUUCCAAUUAUGUGCCUUUUGCCAAUAAUCUUAUUAAAAAUCACAAGUUUUUAAGAGACGAAGUCUUUCGACGAAACGACAAAUGUCUUGUUCAUAUGUAUUAUAUACAAAUCAUUUAAUUCUGGAUGCGGGUUUUUGACUAACGUAAUACGUAUAAGAUUACGUAUAAAAAAUAACUGCAUAUGGACGUGCAGACGUUAGCGAUCGGUAAAUGUCUUCCCUUGAAAAUUGCUGAUACUGUAAUCUAUUUCUUAAAGAUCUUGUAUCUGUGAAUAAAUGACACGUUUUGUACACGUAAUAAAUUUUAUAUAUUUUA